AUGGCUCUUAAGGCAGAAGGCUGGUCGCAAGCGGACUUCAACCUGUACUUCUUGGAGAAGGAGGAAUCUCAUCCGAGUCUCAAGCAUCCCAGGGUGAACCCCUCAAAGUAUAGAGCGUAUGACCCUGUGUGGACGGGCUUCCCAUGGGAGACUGCGUCUAUCAAUGACUAUGCCAUCGAAGCCUUCAAGGAAGAAGGCUUGAAAGACAUUGACGACAUAAACGCAGGCGGUCGGUUUGGUGUCGUACAACUCAUGCGUACUGUCGACCCGCAUCGUAGAAGGCCCAGCGCUCAGCUCUACUGCACUCAGCUCUACUUCACUGGAGUGAACCGCGAAGUGAUUCUCUGCACGGGCGCUGUCGGGACGCUGCAGCUUCUCAUACUUUCCGGGGUGGGCCCUGAGGAAGGCCUCCAGAAGCUCAACAUUCCGGUCGUGAAGAACCUCCCGGAUGUGGCACGGAACGUGAUCGAUCCCGGCCUCACUUGCGACUUCUUUUGGGGCUUGAGCUCGGGGACGCUCGAGAUGUCCAGGUGGCGUUCUUCGGCAGAGGUCCCUACGCGUCAACGCAGUAUUCGUCGACGGCAUCAAGCCUUCACGUACUACCUAAACGAGGGCGCAGGUUCACCCGUGCGCGUGAACGACCACGCUCCUGGUCCAGGCUCUCCACAGGCUGUUUUGAACACGGCUUCCCUAAAUCUAAUUCUAGCACGGAUGGGGGGCCAGAUCACGCUGAAGUCCAACAGUAUCUGGGAUACGCCCCUUAUCGACCCGAACUAUCCGUCAACGGAGUGCGACGUGAACGUCCUCGUUCGCGGUGUUCGCCUCCUUCUCCGCAUCGCGCAUACAGAUCCGGUGGCAUCGAAGCUCGAUCGGAAGCCCAGCAACAUAAACCCGUCGAGCUCCCCAGACCAACGUGCUGAGUGCUGCUGCUCGGCACAGAUCACCGACCGCGAGAUUAAGGAGAUGCUGCGCCGCACUGCGGUGCCAGCUUGGAACCCGGUCUCGUCUGCUCGGAUGGGCAAGUCAUCAGACGAGAGCGUUGUGGACCCCUCGCUGCGCGUACACGGCAUCGCUGGUUUGCGCUGCGUGGACGCAUCCGUGUUCCCCACCCAAAUGUCUGGGCAUCCGUGUGCGGUCGUCGUCGCGAUGGCCGAGAAGGCGGCGGACAUGAUCAAGGCUUUCGAGGCUUCGCAGGCCUGA
Messenger RNA from Dichomitus squalens LYAD-421 SS1, 1200 nucleotides. RefSeq lists its product as uncharacterized. Gene Ontology annotation, molecular function: oxidoreductase activity, acting on CH-OH group of donors; flavin adenine dinucleotide binding. NCBI's taxonomy places the organism in Eukaryota, Fungi, Basidiomycota, Agaricomycetes, Polyporales, Polyporaceae. The coding region runs from base 1 to 1200 and encodes 399 amino acids. The record is from RefSeq and is a predicted model, not a curated record. The transcript has 11 exons.